AAAGCAUCCGUCAAGGUCAGUCGGAAAUUGCAUGUAAACAUUAAUGUUUUUAUUUAAGAAAGUAUUAGUUAUAAACGAGUUAUUGAGGUAUUUUUAAAAGUAUUUUAGGCUCAUACACAACUUAAAAGCCAAAAAUAAUGGCUCAUUCUGGGGUAGUACCUGCUGGUAAACGAAAAGAAAUAUAUAAAUACCUAGCCCCAUGGCCGUUAUACAGCAUGAAUUGGUCCGUAAGACCCGACAAAAGGUUUCGCCUGGCUCUGGGCAGUUUUGUGGAAGAAUACAACAAUAAAGUGCAAAUUGUGUCUUUGGACGAAGAAAGUAGCGAGUUCACGGCUAAAAGCACGUUCGACCAUCCUUACCCAACCACCAAAAUCAUGUGGAUACCCGACAGUAAAGGAGUUUUCCCUGAUUUAUUAGCUACAAGUGGGGAUUAUCUGCGAGUGUGGAGGGCAGGAGAGCCCGAUACGAGGCUGGAGUGCGUUUUGAACAACAACAAAAACUCGGACUUCUGCGCGCCUCUAACGAGCUUCGAUUGGAAUGAAGUCGACCCCAAUUUGGUGGGGACGUCGUCCAUAGACACCACCUGCACCAUUUGGGGGCUGGAAACGGGCCAAAUUAUGGGCAGAGUCAACUUGGUGUCGGGCCACGUGAAAACUCAGCUGAUAGCCCACGACAAAGAGGUGUACGAUAUCGCGUUCUCCAGAGCCGGGGGCGGGAGGGAUAUGUUCGCCUCCGUGGGGGCGGACGGGUCCGUCAGGAUGUUCGAUUUACGUCAUUUGGAACAUUCCACCAUCAUAUAUGAGGACCCCGCGCACACGCCUUUGCUACGGCUCGCGUGGAACAAACAGGACCCCAACUACUUGGCCACAAUAGCCAUGGACGCUUGUGAGGUGAUAAUUUUGGACGUUAGGGUGCCGUGCACCCCCGUUGCCAGACUUAACAACCACAGGGCGUGCGUGAACGGUAUCGCGUGGGCCCCGCAUUCGAGUUGUCACAUUUGCACGGCUGGCGACGACCAUCAGGCCCUAAUAUGGGACAUUCAGCAAAUGCCCAGGGCUAUCGAGGACCCAAUUUUGGCUUACACCGCUGCCGAAGGCGAGGUCAACCAAAUUCAGUGGGGCGCCACCCAGCCAGACUGGAUCGCCAUCUGUUAUAAUAAGUCCUUGGAGAUUUUAAGAGUGUAGGAUUAUUUUUGUUUUAAUUGAAAUGGUCCAAAAUGGCUUAUUUUGAGUUUUUAUGUCAUUUUUUCAAAACCAGACCACCCAUAUAAGAAAAAAAAGUAUGUGUUGUCAUCAUGGUUGAUGUAAUUUCAAAUAAUUCUUUUCUAUAUUUUACCAAUUAUUUUUUUCAACAUAAAGCCUAUUUUUAAUAUUAGAAUGUUUAUUAUUUUUAAAAUUGAAUUUUAUUAAAUUUAUUUUUCUUUCUAUCUUAUAUUAUAUUUUUAGGACCUUUAAGUACAGGUUUUAAUUAACUAUUUGACUUGAAAAAACAGGGUGUCCCAAAUUUAGGGGGCCAAAGUUAAACUGUGCAAUCUGCAUAUAAAAAAUACUAGUUUGUGUAAUAUACAUGUAUCCCCCUGGAAAAAGGAAUAAAAGUGAAAAUUAACAUUCUGAAUCUAUUUUUUCCAUUGGCUUCUUAAUUUUGGGAUUCCUGUAUAUAAUACUUAUCUAUUAUGUAAUGGUGGACCCAUGUAAAUAUUUAUUUAGAAUCUUAGUUCUAGAUGUAGACUUUUUCUUUUUUAGAAUUGUACAUUUAUUUAGAUUUUACAAUAAGUGUAGAUAUAGCUUCAUAUUAUUUAUUUCAUCAUUUUUUUUUCAUUACAGCAUACAUAACCAUAUAAUAAAAAAUAUAUAGCAUUUAUAUACUGAAGUAAUCGUAAGUCUAUGUAUUCUUUGUGAUAUUUGUUUUUAUACAACAACCAAAAAACAACUGUAAAAUUUUAA
Brassicogethes aeneus is the source of this 1943-nucleotide messenger RNA. The record is from the annotation of a GenBank genome assembly. NCBI's taxonomy places the organism in Eukaryota, Metazoa, Arthropoda, Insecta, Coleoptera, Nitidulidae.